AAAAUCAAGUCUGUAUAGUGUACUUAUUACGUUACAAGUUUUGGUAAAAUUAUACCUAACUCAAAAUACAGGCAAAAUGAUAUACAUAUUGGCGAUAUUUACCGGCGUACUGGGUUUGGGCGCAAGCAGCCCUGUAUCGCCGUUCGGCUAUGCGGCGCUCGCUUAUAAGCCUAUCUCGGCUUAUGAUUCGCCGUACGACUUUGCGACCACUCCGCCCAAGUACAACUUUGCUUACGACGUAGCCGAUGCGGUUACUGGCGACUUUAAAACACACUCGGAAGAGCGCGACGGCGACGUGGUCAGAGGCCAAUACACCGUUGUGGAGCCCGACGGCACUAAGCGUAUAGUGGACUACACGGCGGACGACCGAAACGGUUUCAACGCGGUCGUUUCUAAGGAAGGCCAACCAUCCGCGGCGACCAGCUCGUUCAGACCCGCGUACAAGGCGCCAUCGGCGUACGUUCCAUAUCCAGCCCCGGUCGCAUACACAGCAUACCCGACGCCAGCCGCAUAUCCGCCGCCUACACCAUACAAGCCUGCAUACCCGUCUUAUUAUAACCCGGCGGCUUAUAAGCCAACGUACAGGUCCCUUUACAAACGCACCCCGUACAUGGCGCAGCCCAAAUCGACGGCGUACCCACCGCCCUACAAACCGGUAUAUUAAGUAUUUAAA
This is a messenger RNA of Adelges cooleyi (spruce gall adelgid), 673 nucleotides long. Its product is annotated as larval cuticle protein A3A-like. The record is from RefSeq and is a predicted model, not a curated record. The transcript is spliced from 2 exons. Gene Ontology annotation, cellular component: extracellular matrix. Lineage: Eukaryota; Metazoa; Arthropoda; Insecta; Hemiptera; Adelgidae. Bases 77 to 664 code for a protein of 195 amino acids.